Vespula pensylvanica (western yellowjacket) is the source of this 990-nucleotide messenger RNA. Its product is annotated as soluble lamin-associated protein of 75 kDa-like. The record is from RefSeq and is a predicted model, not a curated record. Lineage: Eukaryota; Metazoa; Arthropoda; Insecta; Hymenoptera; Vespidae. Gene Ontology annotation, molecular function: acyltransferase activity, transferring groups other than amino-acyl groups. Bases 242 to 910 code for a protein of 222 amino acids. The transcript has 5 exons.
UAUGCUACGUAUAUAAUAUCGAAUAGUUUUUACCCGUUAAUAAAAUAGAUAGUUACGAUUUACCGAUAAAAUAGAGUCUUCAUUCCAUUGGUUAUCAAAUUUAUCAGCGACUAGCGUCACUAUCGCCAAAGAAUAUAUAUAAGUUUAUUUUGAUCGUUAGUCUUGUUCUUUUUUGCAAAAUCAUCAUGUCGUUUAUCACGUUGGUCUAAUUUAAGUCAAACUGUUAAUAUUUUCAUAAAAAAUGAUAUGUUCCAGAUGUAUUAAUUACGUGCAAGCUACAGAAUUGGAUCUAAAACGAUAUAAUAUACAAGGCAUUAUUCAUCGACUCGAUUGUAAAAAAUGUAAUGAAUUUGUAGCUAUAAAAGUGAAUGAUGAUAUUUUAGAUCUAGAUAAUAGUUUUAACGGUAAAUAUGAAAAUAAUUGGAGCGAGAUGAAAACCAAUCAAGAGAGAAUAAUUUAUUAUAUAUUGUGUCAAAUAAUUUAUGUUGAAUUUGAUACUCCGAAACCCGAAAAAUUGGAGACACCAUACGAUUAUGCUGAUAAAUUUGAUAUCGUUUUGAUUAGAUGGGAAAAUGGAAAACCCAUUGGUUUUUAUACCAUUAAACCUAAAGGUACUGAAGUUUAUUCGACCAAAGAAAAAUAUACGAUGCCUGUAUUAGAUACGGCAUAUAUUCGAUCGGCAUAUAGAAAUAAAGGAUUUGGUUCAGAAAUUUUAUUGGAUAUAAUCAAACGUUUUCCUGACGAGGAUAUUGGAUUUUCUAAACCAAUUUCUAACGAUAUGCUGAAAGUAUUGAAAAAUUUUCUAAGAAAUUACAAAGAAUAUAGAUUACGUUUUUGGGAAAUAGCCGAUUGGGACAUCUCUGGUUCACAAAAAUUAAUAUGGUUUGGCGUGAAAGAUAAAUUUCUUUAACGAAGAAUAUUUUGAUUUUAUUCAAAAUGCAAAGCUAUUUGAGUAUUAUAAUAAAAUAUUAAUAUAUUUUCUAAAGGAAA